GUUGAGUUGAGGAGACCCAAACCCUUUCUCCUCAAACAGCUGUUCAUAGCUGUCCCAAUCUUAAUCUCUCUCUCUCUCUCCCAUGUGACCCCACUGCACAAACACAUAGAUGCAGAUACCCCCAGAGAUUUAUUGGGAUUUUAAAAAAGAAAAGGAAAUUAAAUAAUUAAUUAGAGAUGAUGAUUAUUACUACUAUGCAUAUCCAAAAGAAAAAAAAGAAAAAGAAGUUGAUGAUGGUGGUUAUAUGUGAUUUAGUUAUUUUGUUAUUGUUGUUGUUGCAAUCCUCUUUCUCUUCUCAACCUUUGAUUCUUCUUUCUUCCUCUAACAUUCCCCUCCUAUUGGUUUCUCAGUAAUAAAUAUAAACAUUUCUUUAUAUAUAUAAAAAGGCUUUCUUAGAAGCUCCUUUCUUCACUUCUUUCUCUCCUUCUUCCUUCCACCUUUGGUUUUUCAAGUGCAUAUCAUCACACAAAAAUAUUUGCAACUAAAUAGAUAUAUAGAAUUGGAAAGUUUUUGCAGCUAAACAAGUUUGUUUAUUAUUAUUAUUAUCAAGAUUCAAGAGUGAAAUCCUUUUAUCUUCCAAAUCCAUUUUAUUGGCGAAAUGGCACAAUUGCCGCCAAAGAUUCCAAACAUGGCAAGUAAUAAUUGGCCUGAGUUUUCAUCAAAUCAAAAUCAUCAUCACCAAAAGAUGCCUUCUCUCACAAGCAUUUCAACAAACACAAACCGCGCCCAAAACCAACAACAGCAGCAAAACCCUUCCUGGGUUGACGAGUUUCUGGACUUCUCGUCGGCGAGGCGCGGGGCCCACCGACGAUCCAUGAGCGACUCCAUUUUCGUGGAGUCGCCGAGGCACAUUAACAACAGCAGCAGCAACGGCGACGGCGGCGGCGAAGACGAGUUUGAGAGGUUUGAUGAUUAUCAAUUCAUGAACAUGUUCAGUGAUGAGGUAGUUUCCGGCGGUGAUAACAAUACUAACAACUCCAUGAAUAUGAUGACGAUGAUGACGGAUAAUGAGAGAGACACAAACAACAAAGAGAUCAAUAAGGAUGAUGAUCAUCAUGAUCAUGAUCAUGAUCAGCAACAAGUGAAGGUAGAAUCCGAUGAAGAUGAAAGCCAAUGCAACAAUAAAGCUCUGGAUAAUGAUGAUGAUAGCAGUAAGAAUAACAAUAAUAACUCCAAUGCAAAUGCUGCUACUACAAAUUCCAGUGAAAAAAUUACAGACCCCAAGAGGGUAAAAAGGAUUUUGGCUAAUAGACAAUCAGCACAAAGAUCAAGAGUGAGGAAGCUGCAAUACAUAUCAGAGCUUGAGCGCAGCGUAACUUCAUUACAGGCGGAAGUUUCAGUAUUAUCACCGCGGGUGGCAUUUUUGGAUCACCAACGUUUGCUUCUAAAUGUUGAUAACAGUGCUCUCAAGCAAAGAAUCGCAGCUUUGGCACAGGACAAGAUCUUCAAAGAUGCUCACCAAGAAGCACUGAAAAGGGAGAUAGAGAGACUAAGGCAAGUGUAUCACCAAUUAAACGUGAAGAAGAAUAUGGAAAUUGCUUCAGCCACAGUGUCACCUUCAAUAUCUCCAUCUUCAACCAGACCACGUUGUGAUACUCAGAAUAAUGAAAAGGAACAGCUUAUCAAUGUUUGAAUAAAAAAUAAUAAUAAUAAAAAAGUGGAAAAAAAACCCUACCCAAUACAAGACUCUCACCCUAUUAUUAGUACUACAUUGAUCAAGGGUAGCUAGGUAUAGCUAGUGUAUAGUGUGAGUGAUUCUUUGUUUCUUUCUUUCUUUUAUUUUAUUCAAAGAGGAAGGAAUAAUAGUACCGAAAAAGAAAGAAAAAAAUGAGGUGAAAUUAUUGAAAUUUAAAGGGAAAAAAAAAGAGGAAAAAAAUUGUGACUUAUUGUGAUGUAAUUGAAUUGAAUGGUGUCACGUACUGUUGGGUAGUGAGGGUGGUGAGAAUUUUUAUUAGGGUAACUUAAUUGAUGGGAAAGAAAGAAAGAAAAAUGAGAGAAUUGAGAAGGGGCUCACAUUAUAUAUCAUAUAACAUAAUUAUGAUGAUUUAUGAUUUGGGAGGUAUUUAAAUGAAGAUAUUAAAAAUAUUUUUUUAUAAAAAUAUUUUGUAUAAUAAUGUGAUUUCAUUUAUUUGGUCAUAUAUUUUUAUAAUAUAUUAAAAUUUAAUCUUAUAAUUUAUUAUUUAAGAGUUAAAUUUUUUUUAUAUAAAUACAAUUAUAAAAUUUUCAUUAGAGUAUCACAAUUUAUGAGUGGUGAGGCCAUGUUGGUGAUGGUGGUGGUAAGCUUUUGCUAUCAAAGCUGAGGAGUCACGUGAUGUGUUUUACUUUUAAAAGAGAGAAAAAUAAAAAAUAAAAAAUGGGACCACUCAAAGAUGCAUGAUUGGAAUACAGGGAAACACAUGUGCACUAGUGGCAUCAAACAGAGAGAAAGGUGGGAGGUAUAUGUCGGAGAUUCUUUCAGUUUUUUUUUACUUGUUUUUAAAUGUAUUUGUUAUUGUCUUUGAUUAUUUUUUAUUUUAUUUUGUUUUGGGUAAUUUAAUUAUUUUUGGUGUUUUUCAAUUCCAAGUUGGAAAACAGAGAGUAGUGGUGGUGGGUUUGUGUUGGGAUGGAUGAAAGGAGGGUAUGUCAGUGAAGUGUUGUUGGCUCCUCUUUGAGUUUUGUUUGUACUUUACAUUAUUAUAAUUACUGUUUUCCAUGGUUAUGUAAUUAUCUUAAUUUGACA
Messenger RNA from Arachis ipaensis, 2719 nucleotides. The record is from RefSeq and is a predicted model, not a curated record. Lineage: Eukaryota; Viridiplantae; Streptophyta; Magnoliopsida; Fabales; Fabaceae.